CUUCUCCCUCGCUAGCCCACUACGUUACUGCUCUUUCCCUUCUCGUAAUUAAAUCUGCCCCCUCCAUCCUCCCCGUCGGUUUCUCUUCUUGCCCCCAUUCUCCUCUCUUAUUUAUUGGCCAUUUAUUAACCCUCCCCAAGACCAACCCUACACACACACUGAGACCAACCCCAAAAAAUAAAAAAUAAAAAAUAAAAGAUAAGGAAAAGCAGUGGGAAAAAUAGAAGAGAAUUCGCUUAUUCUUUCCGAACGAUCAGGGGGAAUUUAUUUAUUUAGGGUUUAUUCUGGGAAAGCUCGGCUUCUGCUUUUUGUGUCUUGUAAGGUUUAAUGAUUUGAAAGAGGAGAGCGAGGGGGUGGAGAAAGUAAGAUGGAGGCACUUAAGAAGCAGGCGAGUAAGCUGAGAGAGCAAGUGGCCAAGCAGCAACAGGCAGUUUUAAAGCAAUUUAGCGGACGCUUUGGCCAUGAUACUGGUCUUAUUGAUGAAUCUGAGCUUCAGUGCCACCAAAAUCUUCAGAAACUGUAUAACACUACAAAAGCUGCAAAGCAUCUUCAACGAAAUAUUGUACGAGGUGUAGAAGGUUUUAUCGCUGCUAGCACAAAGCAAAUGGAAAUAGUGAAAAGAUUGGCCGAAGAUUGUUGCAAGUAUGGAAGCGAAUAUCAAAGUUUUGGUUUCGCUCUGGCGAGGGCUUCUCUUGACUUUGGCACUUCGCAUAGUUUGAUGGAAAAAGAGAGGGAGAGUCUUCUUAGAGCUCUCGGGGAUCAGGUUUUUGAACCUUUACGAGCAAUGAUAAUGAGCGCUCCUUUAGAAGAUGCUCGCCUAUUAACUUACCGUUACGAACGGAUUAGGCAGGAUCUGGAAUCUCAGACAGCUGAGGUGUUGAGACGAAGGUUGAAGUCCAACGAAGUCGGUGCUAAUGCAGAGAGUGCUGCGAAACUACAAAAUGCAGAAUCAAAAUUAUCUGAACUUCAAAAUACAUUGUCAGCAUUAGGCAGAGAAGCAACUGUUGCUAUGGUGGCAGUUGAGACUCAGCAACAGCAGACUACUUUUGAACGACUUCUUGCAAUGGUUGAUGCUGAGAGAGCUUAUCAUCAGAAUGUUGCUGAUAUUUUAGAGAAACUCCAUCAUGAGAUGGUCCGAGCAAAGCAGAGUAAUGGGCCAUUUUCACAAUCAACAGCAGCUGAGACCAAUGUGCGGACACAGAGUGUGAACGAGGAUCCCAGGCCUAGCAAAUCUGAUGAUCUCGCUAGGAAUGGCCCGCCUAAUAUGUAUUUUGUUGCUGAGGUUAUUCAUCCAUUUGAUGCUCAGGCUGAUGGCGAGCUCAGUAUAUCAGUAGGCGAUUAUGUUGUGGUCCGCCAGGUACAUGAAGAGGUAGCACCAAAUGGAUGGUCCGAAGGUGAAUGCAAGGGAAAGGCCGGCUGGUUCCCAUCCGCUUAUAUUGAGCGGAGGGAUAAAGCCCCGGCAAGCAAGAUUAUUGAACCCCACCUGUUGCUCGCUUGAUCUUCUUCUUCUCAUCUUUUCCUUGCUUUUCCCACUAUACGCUCUACUGUACAUUUGUGACCUUAAUUCUUCAAGCGACUCUCUUCCAACUUUACACAGGUAAAGGACUCUCGCAAUGUGAAAAAUCUACCCUUUUUUGUGUUCUGUAAGUUGUGUAGGUGUAUGUAGUUGUAUCUAUUUUUAUGUUUGUUUGUUGUAAGUGAAUCUCAAGGCCUCUUCGUAUUGACCAAUUUAUUAUAUAGCUUUCUUCUUCUUCUUU
Molecule: messenger RNA, 1757 nt
Organism: Ananas comosus (pineapple)
Lineage: Eukaryota; Viridiplantae; Streptophyta; Magnoliopsida; Poales; Bromeliaceae
Product: SH3 domain-containing protein 2-like
Exons: 10
Coding region: 368-1498 (376 amino acids)
Molecular function (GO): protein binding
Source: RefSeq, a predicted model, not a curated record